Plasmopara halstedii is the source of this 306-nucleotide messenger RNA. RefSeq lists its product as uncharacterized. NCBI's taxonomy places the organism in Eukaryota, Oomycota, Peronosporomycetes, Peronosporales, Peronosporaceae. The transcript has a single exon. Bases 1 to 306 code for a protein of 101 amino acids. The record is from RefSeq and is a predicted model, not a curated record.
AUGAGUGCAGAGGACCUGAUGAGAUGCAUGGCGAACGCGAUGGGGCAAAUGACGACAAGUUGGCAGCAGGCGCUGAGUCAACAGUAUAAGUCGAUGGAGAGAUCGAUGGGGAAGCAGCAAGAAGAUAUGAUGCGGCAGAUGGAAGGCAUGCAAGACGCGAUUAUGAGAGCGCAUGCGAGUCAAGUAGAGCUCAGGGAACAUCAAGCAAGCGUGAUUCUGAGUCAGUGGAAUGAAGACAUUCGAUGCGUGAAGAGUGAAGUCGUCCACAAGGAGAGCGCUGCACAGGAGAGAGGAAGAGCACCCUAG